Messenger RNA from Cariama cristata (Red-legged seriema), 1968 nucleotides. RefSeq names its product solute carrier organic anion transporter family, member 1A2 (gene SLCO1A2). Gene Ontology annotation, molecular function: bile acid transmembrane transporter activity; protein binding. Gene Ontology annotation, biological process: sodium-independent organic anion transport; bile acid and bile salt transport; transmembrane transport. Gene Ontology annotation, cellular component: membrane. The transcript has 14 exons. Bases 1 to 1968 code for a protein of 655 amino acids. The record is from RefSeq and is a predicted model, not a curated record. Lineage: Eukaryota; Metazoa; Chordata; Aves; Cariamiformes; Cariamidae.
AUGAAAGAAGCUGAGAAGCCAUGUGCAGGGGACAAAUUCUGCUGCAUUUCCAAGCUGAAGGUAUUUCUGCUGGCACUAUUACUUGCAUUUGUUGGUAAAACGAUGUCUGGUGCUUACAUGAACAGCAUGUAUACACAGAUAGAGAAACAAUUCAAUAUUCCAGCUUCUUUGGUGGGGAUCAUUAAUGGAAGCUUUGAAAUUGGUAACUUGCUGCUGAUAGCAUUUGUGAGUUACUUUGGAGCAAAGCUUCACAGACCCAGAAUAAUUGCUCUGGGCUGCACAGUUCUGUCAUUUGGAUGUCUUUUGAUAUCACUUCCUCAUUUUCUAUUUGGAAGGUAUCGUAUUGAAAGCAGUAUUUCACAACAGGAGAAUUUUUCAGUCAUGCCUCUGUGCCUUGUUAAUCAAAGCUUGUUCUCUUUAUCUACAGAGGAACCAUCAACAGAAUGUGAAAAAGAGCCUGGGUCCUUGCUGUGGAUAUUUGUGAUGGUUGGAAACAUAGUACGAGGAAUGGGUGAAACUCCCAUCAUGCCUUUAGGCAUUUCAUAUUUGGAGGAUUUUGCCAAAGCAGAGAAUUCACCUUUCUACCUGGGAUGUCUACAUACAGCAACUGUAAUCGGCCCCUUCCUUGGUUUCUUGUUGGCAUCCUUCUGUGCAGAACUGUUUGUUGAUCUGGGAUCCGUAGAUGCAGAGGACAUAACUAUAACAGCUACUGAUGCCCGUUGGGUUGGAGCAUGGUGGCUGGGCAUUUUGAUUUGUGCAUCACUGAAUCUUCUUGCGGGAAUACCUUUUUGGUUUUUGCCCAAGUCACUUGUGAAGGAAGGUGAAACUGAGGAGAUGAGUAAAAAAAGUGUAAUACCAUUGCAAGAAAAUGAUAAAAACGAGGCCAAACAGACCAUGUAUGAAAUUGCUAAAGAUUUCAUCCCAUUCCUCAAGGCUCUGUUUCGCAACUCAGUUUAUAUGUUAUUUAUAUGCACAACUGUGUUACAGUUCAGUGCCUUCAAUGGCAUGAUAUCCUUCAUGCCCAAAUAUCUGGAACAGCAGUUUGGAAAAUCUGCAUCAGAUGCCAUCUUUUUAAUUGGUGUUUACAACUUACCCGUUAUAUGCGUUGGGUAUUUUUUGGGAGGUUUAUUCAUGAAGAAAUUCAAGAUAAAUAUCUAUCAGGCUGCGAACAUAGCAUUUUGGGUAUCUUUACUGGAAUACCUUCUCUACUUUGCUGCGUAUUGGACGAUCUGUGAUGCUUCACCAGUUGCUGGCCUAACAGUUUCCUAUGAAGGAAUAGAGCAAGUUUCAUAUACAGAAAAUACUCUACUUGCUGGCUGCAACAGGGAUUGUGAUUGCCCACUUAAAAUAUGGGACCCUGUUUGUGGGAACAAUGGAAUCACCUAUGUGUCACCUUGUCUUGCUGGGUGUAAAGCCUCAAGAGGAACUGGAAAAAAUGUGGUAUUUGAAAACUGCACCUGUGUUGCAACCUCAGGGUUUUCAUCUCAAAAUGUUUCUGCAAUUCUGGGCCAGUGUAAUGGAGAAGACGACUGUCACAAGAUGCUUAAUUAUUUUUUAAUAUUGUCAUUAGUCUGCAGCUUCAUUUUUUCCUUAGCAGCCAUGCCUGGGUACAUGGUCUUAAUAAGGUCUCUAAAGCCUGAAGAGAAGUCAUUUGGAGUGGGUAUCCAUGGACUAGCUUCAAGAGUAUUUGCUGGAAUUCCAUCUCCAAUUUAUUUCGGAGCUUUGAUAGAUACCACUUGCUUAAAGUGGGGUACUACGACUUGUGGUGGUGAAGGAGCAUGUAGGAUGUAUGACAUCGUCACAUACAGGUGGCUCUAUCUUGGCCUGCCAGCAAUGUUACGUGGAGCGUCCUAUAUCCCAAGUGCACUAAUUCUCCUUAUUUUAAAGAAGAAACUUAAAUCUGAAAGCCAAGUCUUAUUAAAUGCACCAGUAGAAAUGCAAGAUAGAGAACAUGAAGCAUUGAAAUAG